Messenger RNA from Oikopleura dioica, 504 nucleotides. The record is from the annotation of a GenBank genome assembly. NCBI's taxonomy places the organism in Eukaryota, Metazoa, Chordata, Appendicularia, Copelata, Oikopleuridae.
AUGUGGGACUUUGUUUGGACUCCAACAUGCUGGAUUGAAGAUUUGAACAGAAAUCCCUUCAUUGGCCCCGAUGUAACUACUUAUUGCAAAUCUUCAACUUGCUCUCAAGUUGGGUUCGUAUGCCGUGGAAAGAACAAACUCAGACUUGCAAAUAUAGAGAGUGCCAACUGCAUUUGUACUGAAGAUGGAUGCGACUUAGACUUGACUAGUCAUGUUUCCUGCGACAGAAAACCUAACAAAGAAAAGGACAUUAUCAGUCAUCUAUUCCGAUCUGUGCGAAAACCUCCAAAGGCAGAAUAUUCUUGCGACAAGCCCCUGGAUCCUUAUGUCAAGAUUUUUAACUGUGCGAAAAAAGAGUCAAAGCGAUUUGCACAUAUCUUCAAGAAACUGACUUUUUGCGAAGUAAGUUGCAAGAAUGGAAAGACUCCCAGUUCUACCGAAGUCGCAUGCGAAAAAUUAGGCAAGAAGCAGUUCAAGUGGACUUCCAGUGUCGAAUGUUUGUAA